AUGGCACCCCCAGAGUACUGCGUCAUCCAAGACGGCGACCUCUCCCUCGCUGAAUCUGGCGCGAUAAUAGAAUACAUACUCACCAAAUAUGGCGGUCAGAGCAAGAGCAAAAGCAAGAACAAGCUUGUUCCCGAAUCCACCUCAGAGCGAUACCCGGAUUACCGCUUCCGGUUCCACCACACAAACACCUGGCUCCAAUCCGCCUCCAUGACGCUGAUGAUAGCCAAAUUUGCCCGCCUAUCCGAGGAUAAUGCGCUGUUCAAAGCGAUGAAUGCGCAGUUUAACGUGAUCUGA
Molecule: messenger RNA, 294 nt
Organism: Monascus purpureus
Lineage: Eukaryota; Fungi; Ascomycota; Eurotiomycetes; Eurotiales; Aspergillaceae
Source: the annotation of a GenBank genome assembly